Molecule: messenger RNA, 1865 nt
Organism: Argentina anserina (silverweed cinquefoil)
Lineage: Eukaryota; Viridiplantae; Streptophyta; Magnoliopsida; Rosales; Rosaceae
Product: pectinesterase-like
Exons: 2
Coding region: 117-1865 (582 amino acids)
Biological process (GO): cell wall modification
Molecular function (GO): pectinesterase activity; pectinesterase inhibitor activity
Source: RefSeq, a predicted model, not a curated record
UGCAUGCAAGCAUCUUAGCUUUAUAUAUUGAACGUAUAUCCAUGCUCCUGCAGCUUCGUUUUCUUUAGGCUACAUAGCCAUUCUUCAUAAUCAAACACAGAGAAAGAAGGUAGACUAUGGAAAGGAAGGGAAAGUCAAUAGUAGGAGCCAUUUCCAUUAUCCUUGUCGUUGGAGUGGUGGUUGGUUGUGUAGCUGUUGUUUCAGUUACUCGCCACAACGGCAAGGACAAGCUUUCGUCGAGUUCCAAGGCCGUGAUUGCAAUGUGUGAACCAGUUGAUUACAAAGAAGCUUGUGUUGAUAGCCUGGCCGCCGCUGCCAAAAAUGAAAGCGCCACCCCGAAAGACCUCAUCCGAUCCACCAUCGAAUACACCAUCCAACAGGUGAAAGGGGCAUUAGAGAAAUCAGGGGACAUUAUCAAAGAAGCAAAGAAUGUGAAUUCCACUGGCAAAAUGGCCUUCGAUGAUUGCAACGAAUUGUUGGAAUCAUCAACUGAGAGUCUUGAGUAUUCGCUUCUGACGCUUGUGGAUACUGAAAUACACAAAAUAAAUGAAAAAGAGGCUGAUCUUAAGAACUGGUUCAGUGCUGCAAUUUCAUUUCAGGAAUCGUGCAUUGAUGGGAUUCCUUACGAAGACCUUCAGAAACAAAUGAGCGAGGCGAUGGUCCAUGCUUCACAGCUGACCAGCAAUGCCUUAGCAAUUGUAUCUUCCCUUUCUAAAAUCCUAGGCGACUUCAACAUUCCUAUAAAACCUAACAAUAUCACGUCUACUGCUCGUCGUCUCCUGGAUGUAGAAAUUGAAACCGAUGAACAUGGCACUUUUCCAACAUGGUUUUCCGCUGCAGACAGAAAGCUUAUCGCCAAACCCAACAAGAACAAGAACAAUAACAACAUGAAUGCCGGAAAUAGGCCGGCUGUUACACCCAACGCAGUAGUCGCAAAAGAUGGGAGUGGACAAUACAAAACAAUCGGCGCAGCUCUUGCUGCAUACCCAAAAGGAUUUCAAGGAAGAUAUAUCAUAUAUGUGAAGGCUGGGAUUUACAAUGAGUACGUAACUGUGGCCAAGGGUCAGGACAAUGUGUACAUGUACGGAGAUGGACCUCGGAUGACCAUGGUCACCGGCAGUAAAAGCUUCGCUGAUGGUGUCACUACCCAGGACACUGCCACAUUCAUCGUACAGGGACAUGGGUUCAUAGCGAGAGCAAUGGGAUUUCAGAACACAGCCGGCCCUGAAAAGCAUCAGGCGGUGGCACUCCGAGUCCAGUCGGAUAUGUCAGCCUUCUUCAACUGCAGAAUGGAUGGCUACCAGGACACAUUGUAUGUGCAAGCCUAUCGGCAAUUUUAUCGAAACUGUGUCAUAUCCGGCACUGUUGACUUCAUUUUUGGCGACUCAACAACAGUCAUCCAGAAUAGUCUAAUCAUUGUGAGAAAGCCGAUGGAUAACCAGCAGAACACAGUGACUGCUCACGGAAGAAAAGAUCCGCGGGAAAGCACUGGUCUAGUUAUCCAGAACUGCAGGAUAGUCCCAGAGGAGCUUUUGUUUCCAUUGAGAUUCCAGAUCAAGUCAUACUUGGGGCGGCCAUGGAAGAUGUACUCGAGAACAGUUAUAAUGGAAUCCGAAUACGGGGACUUUAUCCAGCCAGCAGGUUGGCUGGAAUGGCAAGGGAAUUUUGCACUGGACACGUUGUAUUAUGCAGAGUAUGGAAAUCGGGGUCCGGGUGCUGUAACCACAGGAAGGGUAAAAUGGAAAGGGUUCCAUGUGAUUACAGACCGAAAAGUGGCUCUUGAAUUCACUCCAGGUAAUUUCCUACAAGGAGGUCUAUGGUUGAAAGACACUGGCGCACCCUACUUCCUGGGUUUGAAACAGUAG